Molecule: messenger RNA, 2189 nt
Organism: Cygnus olor (mute swan)
Lineage: Eukaryota; Metazoa; Chordata; Aves; Anseriformes; Anatidae
Gene: LRRC74A
Product: leucine rich repeat containing 74A
Exons: 15
Coding region: 544-2037 (497 amino acids)
Molecular function (GO): protein binding; calcium ion binding
Source: RefSeq, a predicted model, not a curated record
CUUACUUACCAGCUAAGUCAAUUCAGAAAUAGUCCGAAGUAGCCAAAGGCAGAUCAGUAGGAUCCGAGGGGGGGAAGGCAGCAGGAAGGCACCACCACAGAGAAAUGGGGUGAGCAGGGACCUAGGGUGCCGAUGCCCAAAGUUGACGGCUGCCAUCUGGGAGCAGGCUGGUAACAAGCAGUCUGGCACCUUGCUUGGAGAACAAAAUGCGCCCUAAGCGAGCUGGCCAGUACCAGCUUCCAAGCAAUUAUGCCCAGCUGCCCUUAAUUUCCCUUAAUUUCCACAGAUGUCAGAGCUCAGCACCAUGUGAGAUGAGAUCCUAUUUCAACCCUCCCUUGCCUAGAAGUAUGGGUAGGUUUUGAAGGUAGCAAGAUAAUUCUGUGAAUGUGCUAACUAGAGUUAGGGUCUAGGUUUGUAGCAUUUUGGCCUGAUUUUCUAGCUUAACUAUUCCUAUGCUGCUCCCUCAUGAAGUUUUAUACUUGGCUGAUUUAGUCACAGUGUGAGGCUUUUUGCCCUGAUAACUUUCAAGACCAGAAUGAAGAGAUGUCAGACACCAGUGAGUCUCCAGAGCCUCUGUCACUGCCUGAUGCCUCAGCAGAGAAGGCCAUGCAAGGCUCUGACACUGACCUAGAAGUUAAAGAUCCUGGGAAAGCCUUUGCAGGUGUUACGGGUGCAGAGCUGUAUCUGGAAGCAUGCAGGCUGAUGGAGGUGGUGCCUGUCUCACACUUUACUCAGAACUUGGCCAAGCCUUAUAUAAACCUGAGCCAUCAUGGUCUAGGACCCAGAGGUGUCAAAGCCAUUGCUAUUGCUCUGGUGUCCAAUGCAACUGUCACCCGCCUAGAGCUGGAAGAUAACUGCAUUCUGGCAGAAGGAGCCAUAUGCAUAGCAGAGAUGCUACGAGAGAAUUGCUCCCUUCAGGAACUGAACAUCUCCAAUAACCACCUAGGCACAGAAGGAGCUGAAGCCAUUGCCAGUUUGCUUUUGGACAACGCAUCCUAUCUCUAUGCUCUUCGGCUCUCAGGAAACAGCUUUGGAGAAGAGGCUGCAUCAUGCCUUGCUGAGGCAUUGAUGGGCAAUUACCAAGUGAAGAAGCUGGAUCUCAGCCACAAUGAGUUCUCUGAGAAGGGAGGACAGCUCCUGGGACAGAUGCUCGCAAAAAUGUCCCAUGCCAUGACCUGGUGGGUAAUACAAAAGACUGGACUUAGAGCUUCCUGGCUAGUCCACCUGCUCACCCUCAUCAGCACAGCCAGCAACAUGGCACUGGAGAUUCUGGACCUGAGCUGGAACCACCUGAAGAGGAAGGGGACAGCGGCACUUGGCACAGGUCUCAGGGGCAACGGUGCACUGAAAAUCCUCAACCUUUCUUGGAACAGCAUUGGGAAUGAGGGAGCACAGGCCCUAGGAGAAGCUCUCAAAGUCAAUAGCGCGCUGGUUCACCUGGACAUCAGCAACAACCAGAUCAACAAUGAGGGAGCCAAGAAGCUCUGCAGGGGCCUUGAAGUCAAUGGAAAACUCAAAGUCCUGAAGAUGGCCAAUAAUCCCCUGACCGUGGAGGGUGCCAGUGCGCUGGUCAUAUCUGUCAGAAAGAACCCCAAUUCCAUGAUGGAAGAGAUCAACAUCUCAAAUGUGUUGGUGAAUGAAAAUUUCAUCAAGUUGCUGGAUUUUGUAUGUCAAACACGUCCUGAACUAGAUGUCAUCUAUGGUGAAGUUGAAGGCCGUAUCUCCAAGAUCCCCAAGCAGCAUCCAAAUCCUAUGAAACUGAUUCAGAAAUAUUUGAAUGAGCACAACGUGCGACUCUGGGACUUUUUUCAGAAAAUCGACAAAGAUGGAAACAUGAAGAUCCCUGUGACAGCCUUCCGGAGAGCCAUGCUGCAGCAAUCAAGCAUCCCACUGGAUCAAGUCCAAAUUAGGGAACUAGUGCACAAGCUAGACCGGAAUCGGACAGGGAUUGUGGACUACAGUCACCUAAAAGAGCAGAAGCCAGCACAGAAGCCUGUGGAAGGGGAAAUGAAGGAAGAAGAGAAGGAAGAUAUGUAAAAAUGAAGCAAGGAGGUAUCAGACAGUGAAAGGUAGUAGGAGAAACACUGGAAGAAAGCUAAGAGUGGCCCUGGGCUUGGGGAGGUCUGAUGCUGGAGAGCUCUGAUAGUGUAAGUUAUUGAAUGUGGAAAUAAAGUUGGUGUUCCACCGCA